Molecule: messenger RNA, 1170 nt
Organism: Aspergillus alliaceus
Lineage: Eukaryota; Fungi; Ascomycota; Eurotiomycetes; Eurotiales; Aspergillaceae
Product: NAD(P)-binding protein
Exons: 3
Coding region: 421-1170 (249 amino acids)
Source: RefSeq, a predicted model, not a curated record
GUCGAGCAUUCCGAUAAAUUCGGCCUUCUGGGUCGGCAUGUGGGUACCCUGUCCUCUCGGCCUUGAGAUUAAUGCCGAGGGCCUUGACUUACAAAGCAUUCCCCCCCUGAUCGCCGUCUUCGGCCUGAGAGGCUUUCGCAGUCCGAAAUCCUUGAAUAAGCAAGUAAAAGGUUGUCGCCGACUCAUUUACAAAGUCAUUUAUAUCUGUAAGUAGCGUAGAAGGGGCAAGGAGUGACAGUCCUGUGUCUGGAUAGGUGGGUACGUCAUUUAUGACGCCUCGAUACCGAGAACUCUUCUUUUGCGGCGCAGGUCUGAAUAUACCAGCCACUUUUUUUAUAUAUUGUGUCUGCCCAUCUCUCUCAGUAGUUACUUUUGCCGUUGAAGUGGUGAAUAUCUGGUCCUGACGCAGUCGUCCCCAAGAUGGCAUCCUCGUUAUCAAAGCCCAUCGCUAUUGUCGCCGGAGCAGGGCCAGGCACAGGGGCGGCCAUCGCCCGUCGAUUUGCCAAGGCUUAUCCCGUUGUUCUACUGGCACGCACUCAAGCGAACCUCGUUCCACUGGCCCAGAGCAUUCACCAGAAUGGUGGCUCCGCUUUAGCGAUAUCUGCGGAUGUUACGAAUGCCGACGCCAUAGAUUCAACUAUGGCCCAAAUCAAAACGCACUUCGGGAGAGAUGUAAGCGUGGCAGCAGCCAUUUUCAAUGUGGCCAGCAAGUUUACUCGGAAGCCAUUCCUGGACUCUAAUGCCGAGUUUCUGGAUAGUCUAGAGGCGACCGCUCGAGGUGCCUCGAACUUUUCCAAGGCGGUGAUCCCUUCCAUGGUGCGAGAGGCGAAAGAUUCUGAACAGCAAUAUCCUCCUACGUUGAUAUUUACCGGUGCAACGGCUGCGAUGAAAGGAGGACCUGGACUUGGUUCAUUCGCCAUGGGUAAGUUCGCUGUUCGAGCUCUGUCCCAAUCACUUGCGCGGGAGUUUGGACCUCAGGGUGUACAUGUUGCCCAUGCCAUCAUCGACGGUAUCAUCGCUACCGAAAAAACGAAAGAAUACAACAAGGACCGUCCCGACUCUAAGAUUGACCCAGACUCGAUAGCGGAAGCGUACUGGUUCUUACACACUCAGCCAAGAUCUGCUUUUACUCAUGAGCUUGACCUCCGACCUUAUUGUGAGAAUUGGUGA